CGUGAUGGACAGCCCGGGCGGCCAAUGAGCGCCGCGCCAACAUGGCGGCGCCCAGCCCGUGACGGGACGGCGGCGGCGAUGUCGGGCCGCGGCGUGUGGCUGCGGGCGCGGGCCCGGCUCCGGCGCUUCCCGGCGCUGCUGGGGGGCUGCGGGGAGCAGGCCGCCGCCUACGGGCGCUGCGUGGCCGCGGCCUCGGCGGGCAGCGGGGAGGUGCGGCGGGACGGCUGCCUGCGGGAAUUCCGGGCGCUGCGGGAGUGCUUCAACCGAGCCGCAGCAACGAGAACGUAACGGCAGCGAUAGUCACGACAUGACGAUAGUCACGACAUGACGAUAGUCACGACAGCACAAAAAGGCAGGGGGAAGGAGCCCGGGGCUCCCAAAACGGCCGGCCCCAGCUCCCGGGCUCCUUCCCCCCGCCCCCAGCUCUUUUCCCGAUUUAUUUAAUAAAAAAAUAAAGAUUCGGAUAAAAA
This is a messenger RNA of Anas platyrhynchos (mallard), 470 nucleotides long. The record is from RefSeq and is a predicted model, not a curated record. Lineage: Eukaryota; Metazoa; Chordata; Aves; Anseriformes; Anatidae.